AUGUUUCAGCGUAUCUACUACCUUCUAUUGUUCUUCUUAUGUACGUUGUAUUUUUGUCAAGCUGUCCCAGCCAGUUCAGCAGGUUCUGUUCCGGAUGAUACAUUCAGGAGAGACGGUGGCCGCUCUCAGGCACGUCAUGAGGUAGCAAAAGCAGUUCUCGGUGAAAGUUCUGCAAAUUCUUUAUCACCUCCAAACAGAAGAGCAAGAAGAUCUCGUGCUUUGGCAAGUUCAGCAAGCUCAAAGAAGCAACCUGUACAUAUCAAAGAGAAACAACCUUCUACAGAGUUGAGUCUCGCGCCAUCUCCUCGUAGAUCUUUUGGUCCAAGGAAUGCUGUCAAGAAGGAAACGAGCGCUAAUGUCGGCCAUGCAAGAUUUCGAACAUCGAAAGGAGUAGCGGCAAUUGAGGCAGAACAACCUAGAGCAAGUAUUGCUCUUCAACAAUUUGGUAGCAACCAAAACCCAAAAGAUGUAGGUGCCGCUCACGACGAUAAAGCAUCAAGAAUGGAAUUGGUCCGAAAGCAUACAAGUGGUGAACUGAUGAGACAAAUUCGCGAAGCGGAUGAACGUAAAAAGCGAACAAAGAACGAAUUCGUAGACAACGUAACGCUACCCAAAAGAAAAUCACCUUCUGGAAGUGAUGAGACAGGCAAAAGCAAAGGAUUAGACUUAAAUCCUCAUUUACGUCGUCGGGCUUUCAAUUCAGAAAAUCCCAACGGUCCUACAACUCGACCUCAAUUGGCAACUUCAGUGCAACAUCAAUUAAGCACCUUAGCUCAACCUCGAAUUGGUACUUCUGCGCGAUCUCAACUACAACAUGGGUCUCACCAUUUCCCUUCAGGAAAUGCUCAAGAUGGUCGUCCGUUAGCAACUUCUUUUCACCAUCAGCCAGCUUAUACGGCUGUUCGUGCUACACAUGUGCCCGAUCAACGAAACAAUGUGAAUGCUGCUCGCCCAGUAGCGAUCACUUUUCAUAAUCAACCAGCGUAUCCGAAUCAUCAAAACACUCAACCCUUUGCCAAUCAGCGUAGCCAGAGCAAUGUGAUGCACAUUAGUCACGCACGAGCAAUUGCACCGGUUGGAGGACCAGCACGUCGACAAGGUGCAUCCGCCCGCGUACAUGCUGUAGUUCCUUAUCGAGCUCAAACGGUGCAUGCUCCAAUCAAUCGUUCUGGUGCAGGAUUUACUCAAAGUACAAGAGUGGUUUCAGAACGUACUAUGCACGCAAAUGCCCCAACUCAGCAUUCACGUAAUCAACAGCAUGCGGAAACCCCGAUUAGCCCCGGCUCGCAAAAUUUGAUUGACCGUGUGGGUCAUUCGGGUCCUGAUACAGGUACACAAAGUCAUCCAAAUGGACAAGCAUCAACUUAUAAUCACAGUUCGGUGAAUUUGGAAUUGUCUUUGGGCUCAUAA
Meira miltonrushii is the source of this 1410-nucleotide messenger RNA. RefSeq lists its product as uncharacterized. Lineage: Eukaryota; Fungi; Basidiomycota; Exobasidiomycetes; Exobasidiales; Brachybasidiaceae. The transcript has a single exon. Bases 1 to 1410 code for a protein of 469 amino acids. The record is from RefSeq and is a predicted model, not a curated record.